AUGCACCCAUCCUCUCGUAUGGAGACCUCACUGCCUUUUCCAAACGACAAUGAUUCCUCUGCUGUUGGGAAGCCUCUCAGUAACGGGGUCUCAUUCUCCGACAGUGAAAGUGAGCUUUCUGAACCCUCAGACCUGCCGGUGCCCCCAGCCUCAUCGUCAUCUGAAGAAAGAUUCAAUAAUGUCGCAAACCACUUGAACCAUUCAGAAGACGAGAUGGAAGAUGCUGUGGGAUCAGAAGAUGAUGGGGACUACAACAUGGACAUGUCCAUGCAUCAGCAAGACGAAGCAAGCUCGCAGCGCUCAAGCUCAGACGAAUCCUCGAGACCGCCUAAACGAAAAGCUUCAAACACUGCCAUUGAUGACGAAGACUACAUUAGAAACAAUCCAGAUCUCUAUGGUCUUAGGCGCAGUCACCGUGCCCGCCCCUCCAGACCUAUUCAUGACGACUCUACCGACCAGAAUGACUCCGAUUCCGACAUCGCAGUCCGACCUCGUAAGCGCCUCAGACAGAGCUCGCGCCAAUCUUCCAAGCAAGCCACACCAAUGAAUGGCUCCGCAGGAGACUCGGACAAUGAUUCAGACAACUACGGUGGUGCUCGCGCCAGGCUCACUAAGAAGCAAAGACGUCGUUUCCUGGAGUCAGGUGGCAAUCUUGCACCAACACAUGCAGAAGUCCGCUUUUCUACACGUAGAGCUGCGAAGGUCUCCAAUUACAACGAAGACGAUGACGAUGAUAUCUUCGAGCAGGACGAUUCAGAGAUGAUGACGCCAAAUUAUUGGCCAGCUGGUCAAGAGGACAGUCGACCUGCCAUAGAUAUUGUGCUAAAUCACCGAUUGAAAGAAACCACCACUACGCUGUCGCCUUCAAAGGAUGAUUUCGAAUACAUGAUUAAGUGGCAGCAAAAGGCUUACUACCAUGCCACGUGGGAGACCACUGAGACUCUUGCCAACUGCCGAAGUGUCCGCCGUCUUGAAAAUUACAUAAAAAAAACCCUCAGCGAGGAUCUGCGCAUCAUGCACGAUCCUGACAUAUCUCCUGAGGAGAAAGAGAAGUGGAUCUUAGACCGUGAACAGUAUGUCGAUGCCCUUGUUGAUUAUUCUAAAGUCGAACGAGUCAUUGGUAAACGAGAUGGCGAAGAAGGCACCGAAUAUCUCGUCAAAUGGAAGGGAUUGUCUUAUGACCUAUCCACUUGGGAGCCAGCCUCACUCGUCAGUGACAUCGCGCAGACCGAGGUAGACCGGUAUAUCGAUCGUACAUCUCAGCUGCCAGUCUCUGACAAGACCGAGUCCAAUCCUGCUACCCGAUCCGGACCUCAGCGGAUUUCGGAACAACCCAGCUACAUUCAGAAUGGGGUACUCAGAGACUUUCAAAUGACUGGUUUGAACUUUCUUGCAUACAACUGGGCCAAAGGCAAAAAUGUCGUCCUGGCGGAUGAGAUGGGACUCGGCAAGACAGUUCAGACGGUGGCAUUCAUCAACUGGCUUCGACAUGCCAGAGGUCAACAAGGCCCUUUUAUAGUGGUUGUUCCAUUAUCGACGAUGCCUGCUUGGGCAGACACGUUCGACCUGUGGACCCCAGAUAUCAACUAUGUCGUCUACAGUGGCAAACAGGAAGCUCGAAAUGUCAUCAAGGAAUUUGAGUUACUGGUUAACGGGAACAUUCGACAACCCAAGUUUCACGUCCUAUUGACGACUUAUGAGUACGUUCUGCACGAUGCCGCUUUUCUGAGUCAGAUGAAGUGGCAAUUCUUAGCUGUCGACGAGGCACAUCGGCUGAAGAACCGGGAAUCCCAGCUCUACGACAGAUUGAAAGAGUUCAAAGCACCAUCUCGCUUGUUGAUCACCGGAACACCAGUACAAAAUAAUUUAGGCGAACUGUCCGCUCUCUUCGACUUCCUGAUGCCUGGCAUUGUGAACAUUGACGAGACCAUGGAUUUGAGCUCUGAGGCUGCAAGUGCAAAGAUUGCGGAGUUGACCGAGGCUAUCAAGCCAUACAUGCUGCGUCGAACCAAACAAAAGGUGGAAAAGGAUCUACCACCGAAGAGCGAAAAGAUUAUUCGCGUGGAGUUGUCGGACAUACAACUUGAAUACUACCGAAAUAUCCUCACGAAGAACUAUGCCGCUUUAAACCAAGGUUCCAAAGGCCAAAAGCAAUCACUGCUCAAUAUCAUGAUGGAACUAAAGAAAGCCAGCAAUCAUCCUUUCAUGUUCCCAAGCGCUGAGGACCGCUUACUUCCGCAGGAUGCUCGCCGCGAAGAAAUGCUAAGGACGCUCAUCACCAGUAGUGGAAAGAUGAUGUUGUUGGACCAGCUACUUGCAAAGCUAAAGCGUGACAAUCAUCGCGUGUUGAUUUUCAGCCAGAUGGUGAAGAUGCUUGACAUCCUAGGUGAUUACAUGGAUGCUCGAGGCCACGCGUACCAGAGACUCGAUGGUACUAUUGCCGCUGGUGCUCGGCGUAUUGCAAUCGACCACUUUAACGCUCCUGGUAGCAAUGACUUUUGUUUCCUGCUUUCAACACGGGCAGGUGGUUUGGGAAUCAACUUGAUGACUGCCGACACUGUUAUCAUUUUUGACUCGGACUGGAAUCCGCAAGCUGACUUGCAGGCAAUGGCUAGGGCUCAUCGGAUUGGCCAGAUGAAGCCGGUCAGUGUGUAUCGCUUGGUAUCAAAGGACACUGUCGAGGAAGAGAUACUAGAGAGAGCUCGAAAUAAGCUCAUGCUUGAAUAUCUCACUAUACAGCAAGGUGUUACCGACAAGGAAACGCAAGCAAGAAGAAAUGCUUUGGUCGGAGAACCUGGUAACUCUUCUGAGAUCUCAAGAAUCUUGAAGAAGAGAGGUCAAAAGAUGUUUGACCAGACAGAUAACCAGAAGAAACUUGAAGAGCUUGAUCUUGAUUCUGUUUUGGAAAAGGCAGAAGAUUAUAAAGUAGAGCAGCCAGAAGGCACAGAAGCGGAUGGUGGUGAAGAGUUUCUGCGAAGCUUUGAUUUUGUUGACGUAAAGGUAGACGAAUUAUCGUGGGACGACAUCAUCCCAAAGGAACAGCUCGAAGCGGUCAAGGCAGAAGAGAAGAAAAAAGUCGACGACCAGUAUCUGGCCGAGGUCAUUGCACAGAAUUUGCCACGAGUACGCAAUACAGUUGCUGAAGAGCGAGAAGAGCGGCAGGCCAAACGUCAACAGCGAACACAGGCGAUGGAAUCAGGCAGUGAUUCAGAAGAGGGAGUAAGAGCUGAUCCUACCAGACCUCUGAGUGAACGUGAAUACCGAUACCUGAUCAAAGGCCAUCUACGAUACGGAUCAAUCGAUGAUCGUACAGAAGAAUUCCUUGCUGAAGCUCGUCUACGUGGACGCGAUAUGGACGUAGUGAGGGCAGCAAUGCAGGAAAUCAUUGAUCGAGCAGCGCGUCUUGUUAAAGAGGAGCAGGAGAGAAUGGAAGCCCUUGGCCGUACAUCUUCCAGGACCCUGACGAAGAAAGACAAGAAGGCAGUUCUGUUCGAGCAUCAUGGCGUCAAACGCAUUAACGCCGAAACAAUUCUUGACCGGCCUGAUGAGAUGCGCCUUUUACAAGAGGUCACCUCUGCUGUCGCAGAUCCUAAGAGCUUCCGCAUCCCCGAUGCUACAAAGGGUGCUGGAUAUAGCUGCAAUUGGGGUGCUCGAGAAGACGGUAUGCUCUGUGUUGGCAUCGCCCGCCACGGGUACGGAGCCUGGGAAAAGAUCAGGGACGAUCCCGAUCUAGGACUAUCUGACAAGCUUUUCCUUGAGGAGCAUCGUGUUGACAAGAAGGCCGAACGAGAGCGGCAGGAGGGCAAGAAUGCGAAAUCCCCAGGAGCUGUCCACCUUGUGCGACGAGCCGAUUACCUGAUCUCAGUACUCAAGGGAAAAGUUAUUGGUGACCCAGCGGCCAAAAAGGCUGUGGAGAAUCAUCAUCGGAACAACAAAAAGAACAGCUUGCUUGCCAACUCCAACUUGAAUGGCACUACGAGCUUCUCCGCAUCACCUGCGCCGUCCACGCACCGAAAAGCCCCUCGUGAUCCGGACAAGCACCGCCAACGGGCUUUGAGCCAGGGUCAUCGAGAAAGCAUGGAGCGUCACUCGACUCCUAGGUUGGAGCAUCGGCACUCGCACAGCGUCCGUGAAGACGCACCCAAGGAUAAGAAACAUCGUCACUCCGAGCCACACCAUCAUCAUCGCCACAAGAGUAGUGACCACCAAACGAACGGUGGCGUUAGCAGUGAUGGCGGGGAUGAAAUGCUGAAGUUGAUAUUCAAGCCUGUACGCGAGAGUCUCAAAGUUAUUCAAUCGGCAACAAAAUCGAACUUGCCAGACGCACCGGCCCGUGCCAAUAUUCUUCGCGAACAUCUGAGGAUUAUAGGCAAUUUCAUCAGAAGUACGCUGGAAGACGACGGGGCUGCCUUGGAGGGACGUUUAUGGGAUUACACUGCUACCUAUUGGCCGAAUAAAGGCAUCAAAGGUCAUGAGUUGCAGACAAUCUACGGCAAAAUUAUAGCUUCCGACAAGUCAAUUGCCGACGCUGCUUCUCCAAGUGGAGGAUAG
Endocarpon pusillum Z07020 is the source of this 4551-nucleotide messenger RNA. RefSeq lists its product as uncharacterized. Gene Ontology annotation, biological process: nucleosome organization; regulation of transcription by RNA polymerase II. The record is from RefSeq and is a predicted model, not a curated record. Gene Ontology annotation, cellular component: chromatin; nucleus. The transcript has 2 exons. Lineage: Eukaryota; Fungi; Ascomycota; Eurotiomycetes; Verrucariales; Verrucariaceae. Bases 1 to 4551 code for a protein of 1516 amino acids. Gene Ontology annotation, molecular function: DNA binding; ATP hydrolysis activity; ATP-dependent chromatin remodeler activity.